ACUGAACGGGCGCAGCAUCAAACUCCAGUUAGUUUGCUGACGGACGUGAUUGUUUUCCUUGCUUUUGCUUGACACGCCCUUGCUUGCGUUUUAUCCCACAUUUUCAGUAUAUUACAUAUGCAAUAUUGCACGAGGUCACAUGUUAAAAUGCAGAAAGACUGCAUCCGUUUGGGCGCAGCCCAGCAGAAGUAGGGAAACGAGCCCAGUUACAGUAACCGCUUCCAAACUGUACCGUAGAAGGAAAAUCAGCCAAAGAUAGUGCAGAAAGUGCUGCCAUUUGACUUAUAAAACGCCGACUGUUUGUAUAAACAUGGUGGAGUUACGUAUACUCGUUCCAUUUGCAUUUAUGCUUUUCUUUAUGAUGAUUUCACAGACAUCAGCGAAAACCUGUGAAAUGUCCAACUCCACCUGUGAGGACUGUCUGAGGAAUGUAUCGUGCCUUUGGUGCAGAACGACCAUGACGUGUGUCGUCUACCCAGUGAGGAGUAUCCUUCCACCUUCUAGCCUGUGCCCCCUGGCGCAGGCCCGAUGGGGGCGCUGCUGGGUGAACUUCCAAGCGCUGAUCAUCACUCUGUCUGUGUUUGGUGGAAUCAUCCUGAUUGGCAUAUUCUGCUGCUGCUGCUGCUGCUACUACCGGUGUAAGAAGAGCAGAACAAUGGAGCCAGACCCUAAGGAGCAGCAGGAGGAGGCAAGGCGGAAGGCACGUCACGAGGAGAGGAAGGCGGAAAUGAAGAUAAGACACGAUGAGAUCAGAAUGAAAUAUGGUCUGACGAAGGAAAACCCAUAUGCCCGGUUUGAGAACAAUUAAGCCAUUGAAGGAACAGGAAAAAGAUUGUGGCAGACUGAACACGUGUAACAUUAGAAAAAUGCUGUUGUCCACAGUGAGUGAGUGUGUGUAUUUCUAAAUUACCCUAAGUACAGACAGGGCAACUUAACCAGAAAUUUAGUUACAGAUGUAAAAAUACCACCCUGCUUUCUCAGAAUUUCAUGUAUGAUAAUUUUCCGAAAAGAAUAGAUUUCAUCGAAUGGACACUCCACUGUGAUGAAUGUACAGAGUACUUUCUGGAGGAAGUGCUGACUAGUCUCUUGCCUCCACACUUCUGGUGAAGUGCCUCGAACCUAUGAUGACAUCAUUUUACAUCUGUUGCCACAAGUGCCGAAUUUCUGCGGAAUAUGAAUGUAAAGUGUAAUUCAUCAAUUCCAGUCGUCGUAUGGCUGAUUCACAGGACUGGAAAAUGGACACAGAAUGCCAAAGUGAAAAGCACAAAUUCUGUCUCCGGUGAUUCUAAUUGUAGUUGCUGGCACUCCAUUUAAAAAAUAAUACAUUUACACCAAGUAGUACAAACAGAUUUUUUUGUCACAAUUACAGAUUUAAACUAUACGUCCGACUUCCUAUCCUUAUUAUUCCCUAAUUGAUCAAUGUGCCUGCCACCCUCAGUGGACAUUGUAAGUUUAUGUACUUUAGUUAAUUGUUCAUUAAUUUACUGUUUAUUGUAAUGAGGAAGUCAUAAUGCCAGGUUAUAACUGUAUCCUUACCAAGAGCUGUUCAUCGUUUACAAGAAUUGUCAUAGCUGGGUGGUGUAGUGGUGAAGUGGUUGGCAGUUUAGCCACAUGCCUUUGGAGGUGUGUGUGUGUGUGUGUGUGUGUGUAUGUGUAUGUGUGUAUGUGUGUGUGUGUGUGUGUGUGUGUGUAUAUAUAUAUAUAUAUAUAU
Molecule: messenger RNA, 1711 nt
Organism: Brienomyrus brachyistius
Lineage: Eukaryota; Metazoa; Chordata; Actinopteri; Osteoglossiformes; Mormyridae
Product: pituitary tumor-transforming gene 1 protein-interacting protein-like
Exons: 8
Coding region: 311-808 (165 amino acids)
Biological process (GO): protein import into nucleus
Cellular component (GO): nucleus; cytoplasm
Source: RefSeq, a predicted model, not a curated record